Messenger RNA from Linderina pennispora, 615 nucleotides. RefSeq lists its product as uncharacterized. The annotation marks the transcript as partial. Gene Ontology annotation, molecular function: ribosomal small subunit binding; rRNA binding; GTP binding. The record is from RefSeq and is a predicted model, not a curated record. The transcript is spliced from 4 exons. Gene Ontology annotation, biological process: ribosomal small subunit assembly. NCBI's taxonomy places the organism in Eukaryota, Fungi, Kickxellomycota, Kickxellomycetes, Kickxellales, Kickxellaceae.
AACGACAAGCUGGGCGAGAAGGUUCGCGAGUAUAUGGCCCAGUACAGCCACUUUGUCGCUGGCCCAGUCUUCAUAUCGGCGCUGGGCGACACCAACCACCAAGCCGGAGACUGGCUGGUUCCGGCUGAUGUCAGCAGCGACAUGUCGGAUCUGAUGCGCGUCGAGGAGCUGAUCCGCGCCGAGUGGUUUGCGCGUCUGGAGGGCCACCUGCCGUACGUGGUCAAGCAGCGCAAUGUUGGCUGGGAGGAGGUGCCGAUUCCGCCCAAGUACGUGGCCGGCGAGGGUGAGCCAGCUGCAGUUGAGCGCAAGGCGCUGGUGAUCAGCCAGGAGCUGGUGGUGUCGUCGAAGGGCGAAGCCAAGAUUCUGACUGGUGCGGGCGGCAGCGUCAUUCUGGGCAUAAGCCGCUCGGCCAACGUCAACAUCUCCAAGGCCCUGGGACGGCCCAUCAUGGGUGUUGCAGUGCUGCUGCGGUACACGAUUGUGCCCGAUGAGGAGAAGAUCCUGAAGAGCAUGAGCCCGAGCUGCGCGCAGAUCGACAAGCCCAUCUGGGACGUCAAGCCGGCGCCGGCCCCCGUGUCGGAUGGUGGCAGCGCCGGGUCGGACAAGCAGCACUAG